Molecule: messenger RNA, 942 nt
Organism: Postia placenta MAD-698-R-SB12
Lineage: Eukaryota; Fungi; Basidiomycota; Agaricomycetes; Polyporales; Adustoporiaceae
Exons: 7
Coding region: 1-942 (313 amino acids)
Biological process (GO): peptidyl-L-cysteine S-palmitoylation; protein targeting to membrane
Cellular component (GO): endoplasmic reticulum; Golgi apparatus
Molecular function (GO): protein-cysteine S-palmitoyltransferase activity
Source: RefSeq, a predicted model, not a curated record
AUGCUCACUGGAGGCGAUGCGCCGUGGGCUUUCGUUGCGUCGCUAGCGGUCGUCCUGGGUAUCACGGGUGUCUGGUUCGGGACGACGUGCGUUUGGUGGUGGAAGCACGAGAGUCCUGCAGUAGCAGCUGUGGGCGCCUAUAUGUGUCUGUUGACAAUAUCGAGCAUGUUCGCUACCGCGUUUCGAGAUCCCGGGAUUUUACCGAGGAACCUGGACCCUGACCCACCAUGCCCAACGGCGGUGUCUACGGAAAGUCUGCGGGGUCCGUUACCACGAGAUAUCAAAGUACGGCGGGGAGUUGUGCGGACGAAAUAUUGUCAGACGUGCAGAACAUACCGGCCGCCACGGGCCAGUCACUGCAAGAUGUGCGACAACUGUGUGGAUGGCUGUGACCACCACUGCCAAUGGGUCAACAACUGCAUAGGGAGGCGGAAUUAUACCACAUUUUUCACAUUCCUCUUCUCCGCGGUGCUUACGCUCGUUCUGGUCAUUUGCACGUCCGCAAUACAGCUAUAUCUCCUGACGCGCGCCCCAUUUCACCUCAAUUUCCGACAUGCACUACAGACAACUGAGGGCGCCGGAGGCGCGGCUGCAUUCGUGAUGUCAAUCCUGGUGAUUUGGCCAGUAAUGGCAUUGCUACUCUAUCACACGCGUCUGCUGCUUCUUAAUGUCACAACAAUUGAGCAGAUCCGCAAUCAGGCGCACAAAUCGCUCGGGCAGGGACCUGCUCCCCCCAACCCCUUUUCGCAUGGUUCAUGGAAAAGGAACCUGGUGUACGUACUCUGUCGCCCAGCGGGGUUCUCAUGGAUUGAGGCUGCGGCGAUGGCGACGGAGGACGGACGAGAUGUAAACCCAGGGUUGCUUCGUGAUGCAGAGGGCAGUGCUGAGGACGGGUGGCUGGGGGCUGCUGAGGAAGGUAGAGCCGGACGGAAAGGAGAGUAG